ACGGUGGUUGCUGGCCUGUGGUCAACCAGUAGCCGUGUGCUCGGCUACCCCAAUUUCAAGAGCGGACGCGGCGCAUAGGCUGGCAUGAACCUCGCCAGACAUUCUAUCUCGUCGAUCAAUCCAAUCCGUGUUCUGGAUGCACGCUUCGACCCUGCUUGCGAGAUCUUCACUGCAGCCACUCCAGCAGGCUUCGCCGUCUAUCGAACAUGUCCUCUUGAGCUCGUGCGUAAGCGAGAGCUCACCGGCGGGACGUUGUCCAUGGUGGUUCCCCUGCAUACUUCCUCGUUGUUGUUCCUCGUAGGAGGUGGUCGCAGCCCGCUCUAUCCGCCCAACAAGGUGGUCUUCUGGGACGAUGUACUUGGCGCGGAAGUUGCAGAGCUUGAGUUCAGGGAGCGUGUGCGCGGUGUAACUUGUCGUCGGGGAUGGCUGGUGGUCGCGCUGCGGCGACGCGUCGUGAUCUUCCAACUCAGCAAGGAGGAUCCCCAGAUCCGGCGGCAUAGUGAAUACGACACCUGCGAGAACUUGAAAGGACUCGCCGCCCUUGCUACGGCACCACACUCCACAUUACUUGCUAUACCCGGCCGACAGAUGGGUCAUGUUCAGCUUAUUCACCUUCCACCAUGCGCACCUCCUCCACCGACACCCAGCAGACCCGCACCUCCGCUCAAGCCACCGCCAACCCCGAGCAAACGACCCGUACCCAUGAUCAUAGCUCACGACAGCGGCCUCACGACGCUCACGGUGCCGCCUUCGGGCAGAUUGUUGGCCACAACAUCUUCUCGAGGUACACUCGUGCGAGUCUGGGACACGCACUCCGGCAAGAAAGUUCGCGAGCUGCGGCGCGGCACAGACAAGGCCGAUAUCUAUGGCGUAGCAUUCCGGCCAGACGAACAGGAGCUAUGCGUAUGGAGCGACAAGGGAACAGUCCAUGUGUUCACGCUCGGGGCUGACUCGGCUAAUCGACAAUCGUCCUUCUCGCAACUCUCGCAAUAUCUCACCCUGCCGAAGUAUCUGAGCUCAGAAUGGUCAUACGCUCAGUACAGAGUGCCAACGCAGUCGUCGCACAUCUCUAUAUCGAACGCGGGAAAACAUCCUGAUGGUGAAAACGUGGAUGAAGAGCGAUGCGUCGUCGGCUGGAUCGAAGUGGAGGUAGCAUCAUCGAUACCCUCUCCGCCUCAGAGUCCGACGGAUAGAGCCCAAGCUCGACGCUCCUCCGUCGGCUCUGUCAACCCCGGAAUACCAAGACACGAAUACCAGCUCAUCGCCCUCACCUACACCGGUGGCUGGUAUCGAUUAGCUCUUCCAAAGAUCAUACCGUCAUCGUCGACAUCAACCUCGGCAUCUGCACGACCAGGCCUUGCAAGCAUACCGGCGCGCCCAGCAUCCGUUAUUGGCUCACCGCCGAGGGCUGGGUUAGCCAGAUCAACAAGCGCGUCUUCGACGACCGGCCGACAUGACAGGGGGAAGGGCAAGGAGCGCGAGAAGGAGAAAGAGAGCACGGACUGCAUCUUGCUGGAGUUCAGGCGAUACGGCAGGUGGGAUGGAUGGGCUUGACGGAGACUCCUCGAGCUCGUUGUUCCUUCGAGUGUGGACAUAUGAAGUACCUGGCCACGCAUUAUUUCGACGGAUCUGUACGUUCACGCAUGUUUUUCACGACUCUCAUUUGCACGCUUAUUUAUGACCGCCAUGCUUUCUCACAUGUUGUACACCAUGUAUCUGGACAUACCUGUAUCGAUUUAGUAGGCGCUGGGUUUGAGGAUGGCUAGGAAUUCACGCGCUGGUUAGAUAAUUCUGUCGGAAUGGAUUACAUCUGAAUGAUCA
Molecule: messenger RNA, 1821 nt
Organism: Schizophyllum commune H4-8
Lineage: Eukaryota; Fungi; Basidiomycota; Agaricomycetes; Agaricales; Schizophyllaceae
Exons: 3
Coding region: 85-1554 (489 amino acids)
Biological process (GO): autophagy of mitochondrion; protein lipidation; nucleophagy
Cellular component (GO): cytosol; extrinsic component of membrane; phagophore assembly site membrane
Molecular function (GO): phosphatidylinositol-3,5-bisphosphate binding; phosphatidylinositol-3-phosphate binding; protein binding
Source: RefSeq, a predicted model, not a curated record